AUGACGGACCCCAAAGUUACAAAGGCCUUUGAAGAUGGCAGGGUUCCCAAGGGCAUCACAGCCGAUUAUCUCAACGAGACGAGAGAUGCAUCGGCCAUAGCGGGUAUUAUCUUUGUUACAGUUUUGACCAGUAUCAUUGUUCUGGGUCGCCUUGCUUCACGAGCGUUUUUGAUGCACCGCUUUGGCUUUGACGAUGCCUUGACGUUGACAUCGUGGAUGUGCUUCGUUGCAUUCGUCGGACUGUGCAUCGAACUCAUCCGGCUGGGCUCCGGACGACACUUUGCCUACAUCCAAUAUGUUCUCGACAUGCCGACUGUCGAAGACACCGAAGUCCUCGAUUUUAUAGCUCACAUCAUAUACACCACCGCACUUUUACUCUGUCGCAUGUCCGGUCUUGCAUUCUACCAUCGUUUAUGCGCCGUCCAUGAUCGUCUUCGACUAGCUAUCUGGGUUGUAUUCGGCAUUCUAAUAGCUGGAUAUAUCCCUCAGCUGUUGCUUAUCAUCUUCCAUUGCACUCCUGUCACUGGUCUAUGGCCUUAUGAGUGGCAGCCCGGCUUUGAGGAUUAUACGUGUUUACAAUGGGGAUUAGUAUACAGCGUCAACUCAUCAGUGUCGCUUAUAUGCGACUUUUUGUUGUUCGGUAUCCCGAUUGUGAUGCUUCGGGUGUUGGAGAUGCCGAAGAAAAGAAAAAUACAGCUGGGGUGCAUUUUGCUACCUGGUAUCUCUGUCAUUGCCAUCUCUAUCGCACGCCUGGUGCUAGUUAUUGAAGGACAAUGGAACAUGGACAUGUCAUGGGCCUAUAAUCCCAUGCUGGUGAUUGAAGUCAGUGAAAUUGGUGCAACGCUCAUUGCCCUCUCGGUGCCGGGCUUCAAGCCACUGUUUGACAAGUUUGUCUUACGGCGAGACAUUACCGAGGGCGACAGCACGGGUAAAUCGAAAUCCGCCAAGCUGCAGAGUUCCAAGGGAGACACAGCGCUGCGAUCACUCAAUUUCCGACCCCAGCACGACGUUCUUACGAGUCGCGAUACUUCAGCUGAGGGAACCAAUGUACAUCGAAUGAGUAAUACAGCAGCAGAUACCAGGAGCGAGAGUAGUGCAGAUGGAAUUUUGGUACAGGUGGACUUCAGAUUAAAGGAGGAUACACAAGAUGCGAAUAGUUCGAGUGAUGCAGAAAGAGCAUGGAAAUGA
Fusarium venenatum is the source of this 1188-nucleotide messenger RNA. RefSeq lists its product as uncharacterized. NCBI's taxonomy places the organism in Eukaryota, Fungi, Ascomycota, Sordariomycetes, Hypocreales, Nectriaceae. The record is from RefSeq and is a predicted model, not a curated record.